UGUCUACAAUUCUGGAGUUUUCAUUAGCUCCAGGUUCAGCCCACCUUGCCACCAGCCUUCAACUGUUGAGGUAUAAAAGCCAACAAGGAAAACAGACAAUCAGCAGUCGCUUUAAGAAUCUGGCCUACAACACAAUACCAAGAAGAAAAUGAAAUUCGUGAUUUGCUUCAGUCUUUGUGUCGUCUUGGCUGCGGGUGUUCAAAUCGUCCCUAAAACUCUGACGCGCGAAAUCAAAGCGGACGUGCUUAGAGAUUUCCCUGGUGUUUGCUAUGCUUCCACGCAGUGCCGCACCUUUAAGGAGGGCGAAGAAUGGGAUCUCAAACCUUUCUGUGGAAAAUCCGUUUGCAUGAUGGGUGCUGACGGAAGUUUGAAGGAGCGCGUCAGUGAUUGCGGCCCCCCAGCUAAACCAAAUGAAGAGUGCAAAGUUUCCGCCAAUGCUACACUCGCCUAUCCUGACUGCUGUCCAGUUUAUGAUUGCGCACCUGGAGUUGAACUGGAAUUCCCUGAGAUUCCAGUUGUUUAAACAACUAAAUAAAUGACUAAAUAACGGAGUCGAUAGGCGUUAAGGUGCAUUUGUUUUCCUCUUCGCAUUCACUGCAUUUAUCUCCAUGAAAUCUGAGCUGGUCCUUCGUUUAUUGCUAAUACAUUUACAUUCGUGACACCACAAA
Molecule: messenger RNA, 668 nt
Organism: Daphnia magna
Lineage: Eukaryota; Metazoa; Arthropoda; Branchiopoda; Diplostraca; Daphniidae
Exons: 4
Coding region: 149-523 (124 amino acids)
Source: RefSeq, a predicted model, not a curated record